Messenger RNA from Electrophorus electricus (electric eel), 3199 nucleotides. RefSeq names its product solute carrier family 49 member 3 (gene slc49a3). Gene Ontology annotation, cellular component: membrane. Lineage: Eukaryota; Metazoa; Chordata; Actinopteri; Gymnotiformes; Gymnotidae. The record is from RefSeq and is a predicted model, not a curated record. Gene Ontology annotation, biological process: transmembrane transport. Gene Ontology annotation, molecular function: transmembrane transporter activity.
UCUAGACUAACCGGUUCAGGGUCUACCAUCUUUUUACCGUUCUAUACUGUGUUAUGAUUUCAUUACCUGUUAUCGUGGACUGACGUGGACCUUUUGCUACGGAGUACAGUUACUAUUAUUUGCUUUUCAUGGAUGAAACGGAUUUCACUAAGAAUAGUUUCAGUUUUUAAACUCAGUUAUGCUCCUGCUUGAAAACUUUAUCUUACGUCGUGAUUGUUUCAUUUUCUCACUGUACAACUUGACUCAUGGAUGAUGGAGUACUCAGCACCAGUUCCACCGAAACACGAGAUGAAUAUAAUUCGACACGAAGGAAAACGGCUGACUUCAGAGUGUACAAAAGAAGAUGGCUUAUUUUAUGUAUACUUUGCCUACUAAAUUGCUCUAAUUCAGUGCAAUGGCUGACCUUCGCGCCCGUGGCGGAUCACGUGGCAGAGAAGCUGUCCAUUUCUCUGGACCAGGUCAACUGGCUCUCGGUUGUCUACAUGGUAGUGGCCAUCCCCCUGGGCUUUGUCACCACAUGGAUGCUGGAUACACUGGGACUGCGGCUGACCAUGAUCCUGGGCUCCUGGCUCAACAUGACAGGGAGCGUGAUGCGGGUGGUGGGCGUGCUCAGCUCUGUCCCACAGUGGGCCACGUUCCCCACAAUCAUGGGAGGCCAGACACUGGGUGCUCUGGCCCAGCCUCUGUUCAUCUUCUCCCCUACCAAACUGGCGGCUCUCUGGUUCCCUGAGCACCAGCGUGCUACAGCCAACAUGAUCGCCUCCAUGUCAAAUCCACUCGGACUGCUUUUUGCAAAUAUCUUCUCACCAAUGAUCGUUAGUGGUACCAACAGUCUUCUUAUGCUGCUCUUUAUUUAUGCUAUACCUGCCAUCGUAGUCUGUUUCCUAGCAACGGUAGGGAUCCGGGAGAGUGUUCCCCCAACGCCACCCUCUGCCAGUGCAGACACCUCCAACUCUGAGCCGUUCCUACAGGGCAUUAAACUGCUGCUGACAAACAAGGCCUAUGUGAUGCUGCUGUUGAGUUUUGGUUCAGGGAUUGCCAUCUUCACCUGCUUCUCCACCCUUCUGGAGCAGAUCCUCUGUGUCAAAGGUUACUCCAGUGACUUUGCAGGGCUGUGCGGUGCCCUCUUCAUUGUGUUUGGUGUGAUCGGCGCUGCCUUCCUCAGCCUGUUGGUGGACAAGACGAAGAGGUUCACAGAAGCCACCAAAAUAAGCAUGUGCCUUACAUCUCUGUCCUGCACUGCCUUUGCAGUGGUUUCCCAGAUGAGGGAGCAGAAAGCCAUUGUUAUUGUCGCUUGUGUCCUCUUUGGCUUGUUUGGAUUCGCUGUCUAUCCAGUUGCCAUGGAGCUGUCAGUUGAGUGCUCCUAUCCAGUCGGAGAGGCAACUUCAGCUGGAAUGAUCUUUAUUUCAGGGCAGGUCCAGUCAAUCAUCUAUAUCGUACUGCUGCAAGCCCUCACCACAACGAAGGCGGAUUCCUCUCUCUCCAAAUGUGCUGCCGGUGGCGAUGCCAACCUGAACUGGAUGGUGCCAGUUCUGGUGAUGGCGGGGCUGUGCUGUCUGGGUUCCUGCGGCUUCGUGAUCAUCUUCCGCACGGAGUACCGGCGGCUCCGCACAGAGGCCGCGGUGGUGGAGGCUAGGGACGAGUCCUCACAGGCAAUGCCGGAGCAGGCGCUAGGAAGGCAGGCCGGCAGGGGCUCGCAUGCCUGAGGUGCCAGAUGACCUACUGAAUUCUGUAGCAGUGACUUUUGUUUUGAAAACAUGGUUUUGAAAACAUGCACCAGGAUCAAAUUUGCAGGUGUUUAAGUUCAUCCUCGACUGCACAGAAAUGUUUUUUUACUUGAUGCACAAAUUACUUCUAAAUAAUCGCAUCAUUAUUCCAGCAGAUUAUUUUAAAGUUUUUUUUAUUCUAGGUUAUCGAACUGUAACACGAUAAUUUAUAACUAUUAAAGGUCAGUUUCCUGGACAUGGAUUAAGCCUAGUCUUGGGAUAAAUUGUAAUGCCAAAAGUAAAUCCACUAUUAAAGUUCCCUUAUUUUUUUACAUCUACAUAAAGGACUGUUUUGGUCUGAAGAAGCAGCCCUUUAAAAAUCGUGCAAAUCUAUGUUCUAAGUGGCACUAAAUGUAUAUAAGACAAUACUUAAACAAACUAGUCAUUUUUUACUCAACAAUAACUAUGCAAUAGCUGCUUUGUGAAGUAAUACAGUGCAGAUGACAGAACCAGCAUGGACAAUAAUGCUGAAAAGAUUUCAAAUGUCUAACUCUUAUGGGCAGCUGGUGCUCUGUUACCUGAAGACAAAGGCAUAGAAUAGAAACUAGAUACACAGCCAUUUCACAUAUGUACAAAAUCUUGAGGCAUGUUGCCUACCUAAAAAAAAAUAUACUGGAUUAAUAAUUGUUAUUAAAAAGGUAUACCCAUCUAUCUAAAAUGGCCAUGUAAUUGCUUUUUCUGUCAACAUGUAGUACUUUUACAGCAUGUUCAUUUGGUAAUACAGAUUAUGGAUUACUUUUUUUUAGUAUUUAAAAUAAACAACUUUGCUGCAACACAUCCUGAGUCAUUUUGGGUUUUUACAAUGAUGCAGCAGUGGCCAACCCAGCGAAAAACUGGACCAUGGACAAACCUAUAUUCUUACAUAGCAAACAUACAUAGCAAGCUUGUUUUAGAGGGGGUAGUUCUAGUCAAGUCAAAUGUAUAUAUUCUCACUUGCCAAUUAGAAUAUAUAACAAAUCAUUUCAUCCUUUAUCAGGCUACCUUCAAAGCAUCUCUUAGACCUGGAGACCUGUCUUGUAACUCUGACAAAUUUAGUAGUCGGCACAUUCUCCACAGUGGACAGCUAAGGCAAGUGUGUGUAAUUUUUAAACAGAAAAUUACACCUAACUGCACUCUACACACAAAAUAAUCUGUUAUUGAAGGGUUUAGACAAUAAACACCCAGGGUGUUGGGUAACUGGUCUCAUUCAUAUUUUAUAUCAAAACAAUUGUGUAAUUUAAAUCAGUAGAAAAAACAAAAAUGAGACUUUUUUAAAAAAGGAAGACAUUUCAGUGUAUUUCUUUACAGUUCCAAAAUACCCCAUUACAGCAUCAGAAGAGCUUAAACAAUGCAGGCUUAGACUCUCAACUUAUUUAAUCAAUCCUCUUCCAAUCAAAAACACAUAAAAUACAUAUAAAAAUGCUGACAUUUCUGAGAUCAGGUCCCCCCCCCCC